AUGACAACCUCACCAACAUUCACAACCACCAUCCAACCCCCUCCAGGCCCCUCAACCCCCCUCGUCCUCCCAACCCACCCCCUCGCCCCGCAAAACCCACCAAUCUUCAACGAUGCAAUGCACGUCCGCGCCCGCGUCUUCAUAGACGAACAACACUGUUCCGCAGAUAGCGAGAUCGACUCUGACGACGCACGGAGCUGGCAAUGGGUGAUAUACGCAUCACCUGCAGCCAAUACACCACACCAAGAAGGAAACAGUGCGAACCCAUCGUCGGGGCAGUCCACCCCCGUCGCGGUAAUCCGUCUCGUCCCCCCCCCACAACCACUACACGCCCUGCUCACGAACCCGUCCGACGCCGGGAAUGAACAUCUCCCGGCCUACGAUUGGAGUCACGAGCCGUGUAUAAAACUCACCCGCGUCGCAGUGCUACCCGAAUACCGGGGUCACGGGCUGGGUAGACGACUCGUGCAGACGGCGUUGGAAUGGGCAGCCUCCCACGCGAGUGAAAUCAACGACGCUGCUGUGCGAUUAGCUGGUCAGACGAAGGAGGGAUUGAACGGGGUAGGAGGUGGAUCUCCGAGUGCAUGGACCGGAUUGGUACUGGUUCAUGCGCAGGUGGACGUUGAGCGGAUGUAUAGGGGCCUUGGAUUUGUGACGGAUGAGGAAUUGGGCAGGUGGGAUGAGGAGGGGAUUGAGCAUGUUGGUAUGUUUCGGCGGGUGGAGGUGCGGUGA
This is a messenger RNA of Penicillium cataractarum, 732 nucleotides long. RefSeq names its product GNAT family N-acetyltransferase. The transcript has a single exon. The record is from RefSeq and is a predicted model, not a curated record. The coding region runs from base 1 to 732 and encodes 243 amino acids. Gene Ontology annotation, molecular function: monosaccharide binding; glucosamine 6-phosphate N-acetyltransferase activity. Gene Ontology annotation, cellular component: endoplasmic reticulum; endoplasmic reticulum-Golgi intermediate compartment; Golgi apparatus. Gene Ontology annotation, biological process: UDP-N-acetylglucosamine biosynthetic process. Lineage: Eukaryota; Fungi; Ascomycota; Eurotiomycetes; Eurotiales; Aspergillaceae.